AAAUACUGCCCUUUGGGAGGAUGCACAACACGCUCAACCACAUGGAAUUUUGUUGCUCGCAAAUUUGACUAGGAGACUUUCAACGGAUAAGAAAACGCGGUUAACCCAGCAGCUUCCUCUUUUCUCGAAUUUCCUUCCAGUUUGCAAGAUCUUGCUUCCUUUCAGCAUUUCUUUUGAGCCUGAUUCCCAUGCCGACCGCCAUAAAUGCAGCAGUGGCUCAGCAGACAGCUGCUGGGUCAGUUCCCAGCCCCACUAUUAGCACGACAACCGAAGGUACGGGUGGGGGCACAGGGGGAAUUUAUUCUGCCAUUAUAAGUCGCAACCAGCCCAUUAUCAAAGUAAAGGAGAAGACCUAUGAAGAGCUUCACAAGAAGUGCCUGGAGAAAAAUAUUCUCUAUGAAGAUCCUGAUUUCCCACCGAACGAGUCCUCCCUCUUCUACAGCCAGAAAAUCCCCAUCAAGUUUGAAUGGAAGAGACCACGUGAAAUCUGUGAAAAUCCACGGUUCAUCAUAGGUGGAGCCAACAGAACAGAUAUCUGCCAAGGAGAAUUAGGUGACUGCUGGUUCCUGGCUGCCAUUGCUUGCCUGACGCUGAAUAAAAAACUACUCUGCCGCGUCAUACCUCAUGACCAGUCCUUUAUACAAAACUACGCUGGCAUCUUUCACUUCCAGUUCUGGCGCUAUGGAGACUGGGUGGACGUUGUCAUCGAUGACUGCUUACCCACAUACAACAAUCAGCUGGUCUUUACCAAGUCCUCCCAGCGCAACGAGUUCUGGAGUGCCCUCCUGGAAAAGGCCUACGCAAAACUCCAUGGGUCAUACGAAGCUUUGAAAGGAGGCAACACCACCGAAGCCAUGGAGGACUUCACCGGAGGAGUCACAGAGUUCUACGAGAUAAAGGAUGCCCCUAAAGAUAUCUAUAAAAUCAUGAAACAUGCCAUUGACAGAGGAUCUCUCAUGGCCAGCUCCAUUGAUGAUCACCUAGGCUUUUCCUAUGGAUCAGCUCCUCGGAGCGACAUUGGGGAACUGAUUGCUCGAAUGGUGAAGAAUCUAGAAAAUGCACAGAUGUCUCACUCCACUGCAGACUACCAGGGGACGGAUGAGAGGCCAGCCUGGACCAUAGUGCCAAUGCAAUACGAAACGCGGAUGUCUUGUGGGCUCGUCAAAGGUCACGCCUACUCCGUCACGGCGGUGGAAGAGACCACAUUUAAAGGGGAGAAAAUACGUUUGGUAAGGCUGAGAAACCCCUGGGGGCAGGUGGAAUGGAACGGACCUUGGAGCGACAAGUCAGAGGAAUGGAACUUCAUUAACGAAGAAGAGAAAAUCCGCCUGCAGCACAAGAUCGUAGAGGAUGGGGAGUUCUGGAUAUCAUUUGAAGAUUUCAUGAGGCACUUCACAAAACUCGAGAUCUGUAACCUCACGCCCGAUACUCUGGAAGCUGAUAAACUCCAGACCUGGACGGUGUCGGUCAACGAAGGGCGCUGGGUGAGAGGUUGCUCGGCUGGAGGUUGCCGCAAUUAUCCAGAUACAUUUUGGACCAAUCCCCAGUAUCGCUUGAAGCUCCUGGAGGAAGAUGAUGAUCCUGAAGAUGAAGAAGUCAUCUGCAGCUUCCUUGUUGCACUGAUGCAGAAAAACAGGAGGAAAGAACGCAAGCUGGGAGCCAACCUGUACACCAUUGGCUUUGCCAUCUAUGAGGUGCCCAAAGAGAUGCAUGGUACGAAGCACCACUUGCAAAAGGAUUUUUUCCUCUACAACGCCUCUAAAGCUAGAAGUAAGACCUAUAUAAACAUGCGAGAAAUCUCAGAGCGCUUCCGGUUACCUCCCAGCGAAUACGUCGUCAUCCCAUCAACGUACGAACCCCACCAGGAGGGAGAAUUCAUCCUGAGGGUCUUCUCAGAGAAAAGAAGUCUUUCAGAGGAGGUUGAAAACAUGAUCGAGGCCGAGCGUCCAUCAAAGAAGAAAAAGGGCAAGCCUAUCAUCUUUGUUUCCGACAGAGCAAACAGCAAUAAGGAGCUGACAGCAGACGAAGAUGCUGGCAAAGAUGGUGAAAGAACCCACGUAGAUGAGAAAAAGCGUCCAUCAGCAAAAACUCGUGAGGGGAGUGAAGAGGAAAAACAGUUCAGGAACAUUUUCCGACAGAUCGCAGGGGAUGACAUGGAGAUCAACGCUGAAGAACUCAGGAACGUUCUCAACAAUGUCGUAAAAAAACAUAAAGACCUAAAGACAGAAGGAUUUGAACUGGAAUCCUGCCGCAGCAUGAUCGCUUUAAUGGACACAGAUGGCUCAGGGAAGAUAAACUUCGAUGAGUUUCGACAUCUCUGGGACAAGAUUAAAAGCUGGCAGAAAAUUUUCAAGCAUUACGACACGGAUCAUUCAGGAACCAUUAACAGCUACGAGAUGCGCAAUGCAGUCAAUGACGCAGGGUUUCGGCUGAACAACCAGCUCUACGACAUCAUCACCAUGCGCUACGCCGACAAGAACAUGAACAUCGACUUCGACAGCUUCAUCUGCUGUUUCGUCCGCCUGGACGCCAUGUUCCGGGCAUUCCACGCCUUUGAUAAAGAUGGAGACGGCAUCAUUAAGCUCAACGUCCUGGAGUGGCUGCAGCUCACGCUGUACGCCUAACAC
Messenger RNA from Apaloderma vittatum (bar-tailed trogon), 2627 nucleotides. It is a transcript of the gene CAPN3, whose product is annotated as calpain 3, (p94). The transcript has 24 exons. Gene Ontology annotation, molecular function: calcium-dependent cysteine-type endopeptidase activity; calcium ion binding. Lineage: Eukaryota; Metazoa; Chordata; Aves; Trogoniformes; Trogonidae. Gene Ontology annotation, biological process: proteolysis; negative regulation of apoptotic process. The coding region runs from base 189 to 2624 and encodes 811 amino acids. Gene Ontology annotation, cellular component: cytoplasm. The record is from RefSeq and is a predicted model, not a curated record.